Molecule: messenger RNA, 1473 nt
Organism: Auxenochlorella protothecoides
Lineage: Eukaryota; Viridiplantae; Chlorophyta; Trebouxiophyceae; Chlorellales; Chlorellaceae
Product: 30S ribosomal protein S13, chloroplastic
Exons: 8
Coding region: 1-1473 (490 amino acids)
Biological process (GO): translation
Cellular component (GO): ribosome; trans-Golgi network membrane
Molecular function (GO): structural constituent of ribosome; RNA binding
Source: RefSeq, a predicted model, not a curated record
AUGCAGGCCCGCGUGGCCGGCUUCAUUGGCUCUGUGCAGCUGCAGAUCAAGAUCGCAGAGGCCACCUCCUCCAGUGAUGAGGUCACGCCGGUCUACAUCCUGGAUGAGGUCUUGUCGCUCGUGGGCAGCAACCGCGAUGCCAUCGACACCGCCACCAAUGCCAUCGUGCCGCGACUCAAGGCUCGCAGCGCCACCGUGAAGCAAAAGGCGCUGCGCCUGACACGGCACGCCUGCCUGAAGGGCGAUGCCGCGCUGCGCAGCCGCCUGACCCACCUGGCCUCUCCCGCCGUGCGAGACCUGCUCAGCUACCGGUGCGACCCUGACCCCUUCAAGGGCGACAUCCCCUGGAAGAGGGUGCAGGAGCUCGCCAAGGACACCCUCACGGCCAUGCACGCCGGGCCCGAGGCCGCCGUGGGCGGCGCCUCGCACGCGCUGCAGGGCCGCAUCCAGGGCAUGGGCAGCGGCGAUGCUGGCGGCGGCGGGGCGGCCUUCAGCGCCUCCUCCAGCAGGAUGGUUGGCUUUGGCAGCGGGGCGGCGGGGCCCCAGGGCACAGGCCCCACCAGCGGCGGCGCAGGUCUCUGGGCGGGCGGCGGCAGCGAGCUUGGCGGCGCCCCGACGCACGCCGGUGCCCCACCCCAGCGAGCCCCGGGCGGCGGGGGCCUGCUGCAGCAGGGCGCCAUGGGCGGCGGCGGGCCCACGGCGGCGCUGCCACACUCGCCGUCCCCGGCCAGCGCGGAGGAGAGGGUCGUGGCCCGGCUGGCGGCGCCGGGGGGCGUGCGCGCCACGCCGAGCGCCGAGGACCUGCGCAGCUUCCUCACGGCCGCCAUGGGGCUGGACGGCGCCAGGGUGGCGGCGGCGCUGUGGGGCCACCUGGAGAACCCCGCGCUGACCUGGCAGUCGCGGCUGCGCGUGCUGUGUGGCAUCGAGGCGGCGCUGGAGGAGCGGGCCGGCACGCCCCUGGCGGCGGCCGUUUGCACCCAGUUUCAGUCCCGCGCCAGCGGCCUGCGUGCGGCGGCGGCCCAGCCGCAGGCCAGCGUGCGCGAGAGGGCGGCCCACGUCUUGACCCUGACGCUGACGCAGCCUCGCCGGGAGGUCAUCCGUGCGGCUCGUAUCGCUGGGGUGGAGGUCCCCAACCAGAAGUACAUCGAGUACUCGCUGCAGUACGUGUAUGGCAUCGGCCACACCACCGCCAAGGCCAUCCUCGCCUCCACCGUCCCGAACAAGCGCACCCGGGAGCUGACGGAGGAGGAGCUGACCAUUCUGCGCGACGAGGUGGAGAAGUACAUGACGGAGGGGGACCUGCGCCGCUUCAACGCGCUCAACAUCAAGCGGCUGAAGGACAUCGGCUGCUACCGAGGCCGGCGACACAUCGCGGGUCUGCCUGUGCGAGGCCAGAGGACCCGCACCAACGCGCGCACCCGCAAGGGCAAGCGGGCGGGGCCCAUCACCGGGAAGAAGGUGGCGAAAAAGUAG